Acanthosepion pharaonis is the source of this 687-nucleotide messenger RNA. The record is from the annotation of a GenBank genome assembly. Lineage: Eukaryota; Metazoa; Mollusca; Cephalopoda; Sepiida; Sepiidae.
AUGAUAAUAAUGAUAGUGUUAUUUAAUAAUGUAUAUCCUGAUGAAGAUGAUGAUGAUGAUGAUAGUGCUUCUUAUAAUGCUUAUAUUGAUGAUGAUGAUGAUGAUGAUGAUGAUAGUGAUGAUGGUGGUGGUGGUGUAGGUGAUGAUGAUGCUAGCAGACAUGUUUGUCUUCUUGGUGUUCUACGUAGAACUGUUUGUCUUCAUGAUGAAGAUGGUGGGGAUAAUGUUGAUGAUAGUGCUUCUCAGAAACGCUUCUUUGAUGAUGAUGACGUUCCAAAGCAAUGGUUUCUUCUUGAUGAUGAUGAUGACGUUGCAAAGGAAUGGUUUCUUCUUGAUAAUGAUGAUGACGUUGCAAAGGAAUGGUUUCUUCUUGAUGAUGAUGAUGACGUUUCAACGGAAUGGUUUCUUCUUGAUAAUGAUGAUGACGUUGCAAAGGAAUGGUUUCUUCUUGAUAAUGAUGAUGACGAAGAUGGUGGGGAUAAUGUUGAUGAUUGUGCUUCUCAGAAACGCUUCUUUGAUGAUGAUGAUGUUCUAAAGGAAUGGUUUCUUCAUGAUGAUGAUGAUGACGUUGCAAAGGAAUGGUUUCUUCUUGAUGAUGAUGAUGACGUUGCAAAGGAAUGGUUUCUUCUUGCUGCUGAUGAUGAUUAUGAUGAUAGUUAUCCACAGAGCAUUAUGUUUGAAUGCUAA